Aedes aegypti (yellow fever mosquito) is the source of this 5816-nucleotide messenger RNA. It is a transcript of the gene mop, whose product is annotated as tyrosine-protein phosphatase non-receptor type 23. Gene Ontology annotation, molecular function: protein tyrosine phosphatase activity; protein binding. The coding region runs from base 148 to 5400 and encodes 1750 amino acids. The transcript is spliced from 10 exons. NCBI's taxonomy places the organism in Eukaryota, Metazoa, Arthropoda, Insecta, Diptera, Culicidae. Gene Ontology annotation, cellular component: endosome. The record is from RefSeq and is a predicted model, not a curated record. Gene Ontology annotation, biological process: protein dephosphorylation; endocytic recycling; protein transport to vacuole involved in ubiquitin-dependent protein catabolic process via the multivesicular body sorting pathway.
UAAACGUCAUCGACUGCUCAGUGAAAAAAAUAAUCAUCAUCCAGCCAACAGGAUUACCUACUGAACAGUGCAAAAUAAUUUGUCCUUAUUUCGGAAGAUUCCAGUGAAAUUUAUGGUGUAAACGUCUCGAAAUCGGUGCCGCUAGCAAUGGAAGCUGUCCCCCGAAUGCCGAUGGUCAGCUUCGAGCUGAAAGUCAGCCCGGAACCGACGAGUUUUGGGCCGCUGAAACAGUACAUAGCGGAAUAUUAUCAUGAAGAUCCGGACUCUUACUCGAAGGAGUGUUACCAGUUGGAACAGCUCCGGGGAACUGCCGUUCGCCCCUCACAGGAUGUCGAUGGAACAACGGUGAUGAAACGCUACUACUGUCAACUGCAUUCGAUCCAGAAUCGAUUCCUGCUGAACCAGAUGCCGGAAAGCCAUCAGAUGCUGAGCUUCAACUGGCGAGAUUUGUACAGCGGUUCGACUCUGCAGAAGAGCAAUAUCAAGUUUGAAAUGGCAGUCAUUUUGCAUAAUUACGGAGCAUUGCACACGCAGCUUGGGGCGGCCGAAGGUAGAGCAGAUCCAGAAAGUAUGAAGAAAGCUUGCACCCAUUUCCAGUGUGCUGCUUGGGCCUUCGGAUACAUCAAGGAUAAUUAUGCCUUAUUGCUGCAGGGCGAUUUGUCGACGGAAUUGCUGAUCUUCAUGCAAGCUCUUUGUUUCGCACAGGCUCAAGAGUGCAUCAUGGAGAAGAGUCUUUGUGAUAACAGAAAGUCUGGGAUUAUUGCGAAAGUGACCGCUCAGAUUGUGAUCUAUUACAACUCGGCUUUGGCUGCUCUGUUGACGCAAAACGGAGAGGACGGACGAAUCCAGGACAUUGUGGGCAGCAAGCAGUUUAAGGAGUGGAGAAAGUACGUGAAAUUCAAGAUAUCUUAUUUGUCGUGCAUAUUGCUGCUUUAUCAGGGACAACAAUCCGAAGAGCAGCAAAAGAUGGGCGAGAGAGUGGUGCUUUAUCAGGCUUCGUUUGAUAAGCUGGAAGAAGCGCGGAAAGAGUCGAAGGGGCUUGCGAAUAUAGAUCAAGUGAACGAUGCACUGCAAUUUACGAUGGAUGUGGUGGAGGCGAAGCGGAAAUCAGCCAAGAAUGAAAACGAAUUUAUUUAUCAUGAAGAGGUACCGGAAUUGAGCUCGAUUUCAGCAGUUCAAGGAGCAAAUCUGGUCCACGGAAUCGCGUUCAACGUGACGGACGCGGAUGCCAUGGGAGAGGACAUAUUCCAUCGUUUGGUUCCCAUGAAGGCGCACGAAAGCAGUUCGGUGUACAGCGAAGAAAAGGCAACCCUUCUUAGAACUGUAGGAACCAAAGUCGAAGACAAGGACAACGAACUGGCUUCUUUCAUGAGUUCGUUGAACCUGGAUGCUAUCAACGUGCAAAACCCAAACAGUUUCAAUGAUUUUCGCCUACCACAAGGCUUAGUCGAUCGCUGCGCCGAACUGAAUGCAAAACCAACUGCGAUUCCAGACUUAGUGCAAUCGAUGUCCAACUUGGCCGAAACUUGUUCCGAAGUGGAACUAAUGCUGAAAGAGAUCAAACACAUGCUGAAGCAAGACGAAAUCCAAGAGGACAACUAUCAGCAAAAGAUCGGCCAGCGUUCGAACGGUGGCGGACACAUAGCCGAGUUGAACCGGGAAUUCGCCAAGUAUCAGGAGGCGCACAACAAGGCCGGCGAAAGCAACGAUACGCUGCGGAAGGCAAUGGGGCUGCAUGUGUCGAAUUUGAAAAUUUUGGCGCAACCGCUGGAUGAUAUCAAAAAGCAGAUUCCGUCCAGUAGCGACCAGUUCGAUGAGGCAACGUUGAAGGAGCUGCAGAGUAUUCUGAAUAAGGUAAACGAAAUGAAGAAACAACGUUCGAAGUUGUACCAGGAUCUGCGUGACAAUAUCACCAACGACGAUAUUACAUCUCAACUGAUCGCUUUAGAGGGAGGUUCGGACAAUAAGAAACGUAUGCAAGACUUAUUCAAGAAAGAACUCGGUAAGCACGAUCAGCUUGUUGCUCUCCUGGACGCCAACCUCAAAGCUCAAGCCAACAUUCUUAAGGCCCUGACAGAUAUCUAUGCUCGUUGCGCUCCGAUCAUCAAGUCAAUCAGCGAAGCGAAGAAUAAGCGGGAACAGUUUUUCUCGUCGCUACAAGGGUCCUAUGACGUGUAUGAAGAUUUGCUUUCAAAGAGCGCUAAAGGCUUGGAAUUCUACAAGAAACUGCAGGCGAACGUUCAAAAGUUGUAUUCGCGAGUUAAGGCUGCUUGCGAUGUUCAGGAUGAAGAACGCAAUCAAAAACUUAAAUCUAGCAAUAUCGCCAAACGGACUGAGCCAUCUCGAGAGAGCCCUAAACCAAGUGGUGGUCCAAAAUUGAAAGAUUAUCUGAAAUCUGGAAAUAUUAGUUUGGGAUCAAUAAAGGCUGCUGGUGUUGACCCCAAUCAAUCGGUUUACAUCCCACCCGUGAGGCCAAAUCCUGUUGGAUCCGAGAGUACAGCUCCGAUUUCAAGUGCUGCUACUGGAGUCGCAGGAUAUUAUCAAGAUUCCUACGCAAACUACAAUUACUAUUCAUCAGCAAAUAAUGUUCCUGCAGCAUCCACUACUGAUUACACGCAGUACUAUCAACAACAGCAAAUGCCCUACGGUGGACAAACAAUGCCUUCAAUGACAUUCCAAUCGAGUACCAACUCGACUACAAUUACGCCAACGCAGACACAGGCCCAAAAUACGGGUUACGUGAAUCCAAUCUAUCAGAACCCAAUGCCUGCUUACUACAACAAUCAAUACCCAGCAUCGCAACCCUCACCAUCGCUAUCAUCCAGCUCUAGUGAAGUCGGUUCUACACAGCAGUGGAAUCAAAUGACACAACAGUUCGGAACUAUGAAUCUCCAACAGCCGACUCAAACCUAUCAAACUCCACCGGCUGUUCCAAAUGCUACUGCUUCUUCGGCUUAUUCUCAAGUCCCGGGAUACCAAACCGACAGCAGCGUCGUUAAUCAGCCGUACAAUGGUUAUAAUCAUACCACCAACGCAAACCAAACGACUACUGCUCAAUAUUACCAGCAACAGCAACAGCCACAAACCCAAGUACCUCAACCGUACGUUCAACCUGUGCAACCGACUCCGCAAGAACCUCAAACUACCAUCCCUGACCCCACAAGUUCCUAUCCAAGCUAUCCGGGUUACACCUACAAUCAUCAAACGGGGACCUACGAGUACACCGGAUCCACCCAACAGCCAACAUCCUACGCGAACCAGUACAGCUCUACCCCAGCAACUGCAGUCACGACCACAACCACAGCUUCAUCCGGUACCUCCAGCUACUAUCCCACUCAACCAACCCCUUACGACUACACCACUCAACAAGUACAGCAACCUCAAGCACCGACCUACGCGAACGCGUACAACAACACGCAACCUACUCCAAGCACGGCCACCCACGCGACAGUUGAACCAACCACUCCCAGUGCGGCGACCUAUCCGUACGGAGGCGCCACUACAACUGGAUAUGAUUACAGUCAACAGAACCAGCAACCGCCCGCGGUUACAGCUGAUGGAUCUGGUGGGCAACAGCAGCCGCCACAGCAGUACUACCCGCAGGAUCAAACGCAGAAUUCGUACUACGGAAAUGCUGGUUAUGGAUACCAGACCACGCAACCGACUUACACCCAACCCCAACAGCCCACAGCCUCAGAUAGCAGUUACAACAAUCAGUAUUCAAAUUGUAACGCUCCCUCUCAACCUACCCCAAAUCAGACAUCCAACGCCUACAACUACGGAACUUACCCGAAUACUUCAACCAUCGAUCCAACACAGUACGCAAACUAUCAACAGCCAACCACCUCCGUUCAACCAACAGUCGUUGAACAACCAAACGCUUCAACCCCAGCAGCCCCGCAACCCCAACUCCAACCCCAGCCUCAGUCUCAACCCCCUGCUUCUCUCGGCGCUAAAAGUUCGUCCAACCUUGAUCUUCUGUCCGGCAUUGACUUCACACCUGCUCCGGUAGAGGUCCCUGUUCUACAACCGCAGACUUCGGUACCGACCGCCGAUGAAGACAUCAAAAGCGAGAUCCUAACGCCGACCAAAGCCGCACCGUCGUCACCGUCAGUGGCCCCGGCGCAAUCUGAUCCUCCUCCCACCGUGAUCGACCGCAAGCCCAGCGUGGACAAUCUAUCGAUCUGUUCCGAUCUCAGUUCCAUCGAUCAGAAUUUCGACUGGGAAAGUGCAUCGAUGAGAGCGGUUCGUGCCGGCUCUCUACCAGAACCUCCGACGGUGGCUCCGGUAACUUCUCGCACCCACAGUCGCGUUGGCAGUAUGGUGGAUAGCAGCAUAGUGACGGUACAGUCGGUGCGGGAUCCCUUCGAGGACCAAGCCACGCUGAAGUGGUUCCACAAGGAGGUUGAACGGUUGGAGAAGUUCAUCGAUAGCUUGAACGUCAAGACGCUGAACGGGACUACGCCGCUGGACGGCAAAUGGAAGGAAUUGCAAGAUUUACUGGUUAAGGAAGAGUCCAAAAGGCAAGUGAGCGUGGCACGACUGUUUCCGGAGAAGAAUCGCUCGAUUGAUUGCGUGCCCUAUGAUCAUGCUCGUGUAACGCUACCGACUGCCACUGAUAACUAUAUCAACGCCGUUUUUGUGAAGUUCAACAAGGAAAAAGCGUCGGACCUAGGUUUCGGAUGCCCUCAAAUGAUUCUGGCGCAAACUCCCAUGCAAAACACUGUCAACGACUUCUGGAACAUGACUUGGUCCCAACAGGCUAAUGUUGUAGUUUGCUUGCACACUCCCAAUGAGAUCUUGGAUACUUUCUGGCCUACGGAAAUCAAUCAGGAACUCAGCUACGGUGAUUUCUCUGUCACGCUGAUCAAACAGUUCGAUCUUACGCAUUGCAUCGAACGAUCUCUCCGGGUAACAAUGCACGGAUCGGAUAUCAUUCACAGUGUCACGUUACUGCAGAACAAACUCUGGCCCAAGCAGUCGGCUGAAUAUAUCCUAGGAAUUGCUAGUAAUGUCAUUGGUGCCUAUCGACAGCAGAGCCACGAACCGAAACAACAGAAGCCAUUGAUUGUCAACUGUUUGAAUGGUUCGGAUCGAUCGUGUUUACUGGCCGUGGCAGUAGCAUCUAUCUUAGCUACCCAAAACAAGAAACCAAUCCUGAUAAAUGUGGUCGACAUUUGGUACCGAAUAUGCUGCCAGAAAAAGGGAGCUCUUCGAGACCCCAAUCACAUGCAACUAUCGUACCAAAUUGUAUUGAACAAUGGAUACAGUAUUCUCAAUAAGCGAGGGAUAAUGACUUCGUACCAGAUGAAAACAGUGCAGGCCACAGCCACCGCCGAGAGAGAGGAAGCGAUCAAUGACCCGUUCAAGGAUUUAGAUCCUCUGUGGAAGUUGAAGUAAUUGUAUGUUAAAUGUAGCAGAAUUUAUAUGUUUUAUAAUCUGGACUUAAGUUGGCACUGCUUUUAAAAACUAUGGUUUUACGAUUUCCGUGCCGAUAUCCGGUACUGUUAAGAAAACAAUUAUCGCAUUCACCUUAUAAUGUGCAGAAGCCAUCUUGAACACGAUAUAUAUUCUCAAGUUUCUUUUAUUUAUUAUAUAGAGCCGAUUAUACAACACGCUAUAGUAUCCUAAAUAUAUGAUUAUGGUAAAAUGCGCAUUAUACACCACGUAGCUAGAAACGAAAGCAUAGAUCGGGAAGAUGAUUUUGGUCGUGCAGAAAAGAACUGAUGUUUUGAAUAUUUAUAUCCUCGUUUAACUACACCAGUAGGUGGCAAUAAUAAAAAAUGCUAAUAAUCUGUUAUGUAGUAUUCACCAGA